AUGGCAAAAUACAGGAAGUCAUCCAUGGCCCCGCCUUUCGGGCGUUCUCGCCCAAUGCAGCGCAAAGUGGUUGUAUGCGGAGACGGUGCUUGUGGCAAGACAUCACUGCUGAACGUUUUCACCCGCGGAUGGUUCUCCGACGUCUACGAACCAACCGUGUUUGAAAACUUUGUACACGACAUCUACGUCGACGAGCAGCUCAUCGAGCUCAGUCUCUGGGAUACCGCUGGACAGGAGGAGUUUGACCGCUUAAGGUCGCUCAGCUACGCAGAGACUCAUGUCAUCAUGCUCUGCUUCUCAGUGGACAACCCCACGUCAAUGGAGAAUGUGGAGAUCAAGUGGAUCCCGGAGAUACUGGAGUACUGCCCGGGAGUGAAGGUACGCUGGGCCCGGUCUCUCAAAUGCGAUCUUCGAGAAGACCAGGAGACCGCGAUCAAGUUAGCUCGCCACGGCACGCACACAGUGCAAUAUGAGGAGGGGUUGACGGUCGCAAGACGGAUACGGGCGUCCCGUUACCUUGAAUGUAGCUCCAAGCACAACCGUGGGGUCAAUGAGGUCUUCUAUGAGGCCGCUCGAGUGUCUUUGAGCACACGAUCUAAGGGCGCGGGGGGCUACGGCGGUGGCAGCAAGGGCGGGUGCAUUAUCGUCUAG
Messenger RNA from Epithele typhae, 651 nucleotides. RefSeq names its product ras family-domain-containing protein. NCBI's taxonomy places the organism in Eukaryota, Fungi, Basidiomycota, Agaricomycetes, Polyporales, Epitheliaceae. The record is from RefSeq and is a predicted model, not a curated record. Bases 1 to 651 code for a protein of 216 amino acids. The transcript has 9 exons. Gene Ontology annotation, molecular function: GTPase activity; GTP binding. Gene Ontology annotation, biological process: small GTPase-mediated signal transduction.